AUGACGGCGCCGGACACGAACCUUACCCGCGACAGCGACUUGUGGUCUGUAAGCACAGCGCCGGAAGCAGCAGCAGCAGCAGCAGCAGCAGCUGCUGCUGCUGAGGGUUUAGCAAAGGGUUUAGGGUUUGCUGCUGACGAAAUCAACAGCGAAUUGGGAGACCUUAUUGGCGGCAUGCAGCGCUACCACCACCUCGCAAACACCCUCGCAGGGGGCAUGGAUCUUGUGUCGGUGGUUGAGGGUUUGCGGCUGAAGAGCUCGCAGCUGCAGCAGCAGCAGCAGCAGCGGCUGCGGGAGAAGACGAAGCAGCAGCUGCAGCAAGCCAGGCUGCGUGCGCAGCAGCAGCAGCAGCAGCUCAGAGAAAAGCUCAUGGCUAGCCAGCUAGCUGCUAAAGACCAAACCAUAAUUAGGCUCCAG
Molecule: messenger RNA, 417 nt
Organism: Eimeria tenella
Lineage: Eukaryota; Apicomplexa; Conoidasida; Eucoccidiorida; Eimeriidae
Exons: 3
Source: RefSeq, a predicted model, not a curated record